GAAGUUGGAAGAACUUCAAAUCGCAACCGAGCAAAAAGCCCAAGCGAGGGAAAAAGAACUCUUAUUGGAAGUAGCGAAACAACAAGAAAAAAACAAGGAGCCCGCGAAGCAGCCGCCAAGGCAGCCCGAGCCGCCGAAGUGGCCGAGUUUAAAUAUGUUAAUCAACAAAAGGAUCAGAUUAAAGGAGUUGCGAGCCUGAUGAACCCUGACGAGACCGACCCCGACCGAAAGGCAAGAACAACUAAAAUAUUCGACCCAAUUUCAAAUCAGGCCAUCCAAGUCGAAUUUAUUCAAACGAUGGUCGCCGAACACCCCCUAUUUGCCAAUUAUUACGAUAUUGGCAAUGUUAAAAUAGAUGGUGGAACCGCGAAAUUUAUAGGAGGCCAACAAGCCGAAGGAAAACUCGUUGAAUAUGGCUUAUUUGGUGAUAUGACCUCCGUGGAUUUUGGCCGUUUAGCAUUUGAAAACCCUGGCAUGUUAGGACAAGUGUUCGAUGCCAAAAUUGAAGGACGAAAUUAUAAGGAUAACACCGCAUUUAUAGAAUUAGACAAAGAUUACUUUAAAAUUGACACCGACCCUCAAAAGGCGUUAGAAUGUCAAGCCCGAGCGUUGAAGUUUAUAUCCGAUGUGGAGAAUAUGUGUUAUAAUUUCUUGGAAUACUCCAAAGAUUAUAAUAUUGCUGACAAGGAGGCCGUGACAAAGGCUCUCCAAAACAUAACAAUUAUUUUUCAUCACAAAGUUAACACCUUUUUAAAUACUUAUGCUUAUAGUGGUGCGUUCAAUGUUUCUUAUAUUGAGUUAAGAAAUAAAGUUGGAAAAGUAAUUGUUAAGAAAUUGCCCGAGUGGAAAAAUGAUGAUGUGGCUUAUAAAACUUAUAAUGCUGAUGGAACCGCGACCGAAGUUAAGGCCGUGGCCGACCAACAAGCAUUUAAGUGGAGAGCGUUAAUCCAUGACAAUAACUUUUAUAAGAUAAGAGAUGCCAUUAACCAUCCUGGAAAUGAUGAUGUUUUUAUAGAUAGUAAAGAUUAUAAUAUUGACCUGACUUCCUAUGUUGGCAUCGACAAUAUUGACUUAAAACUUUUAUCUAGUUUUAGCAAAUCAAACUUUAAGGCCGUAAUCAAAAAGUCUUUAAUGAAAAGUUUGCGUGGUAAAAGUAGACUUAAAGGCAGUGGUGAUUUAGUGCCCUUGUGGCCGUAUUGCGAAAAAGAAACCAACGAACAAGGAUUAAUCGCCGUAAUUUAUAAAGGAGGAGAAAUGUUAAUGGUGGAUGCUGUGAGUUAUGCAAAUGAAGCCGAUGGAACCAAGAAGGCUAAUUAUUUCGUAAGCAAAAACCCUUAUAAAAAAUAUACAACUUUAACUAUCAAAGUCCCCGCCGUAGUUAAUGGAAAACAGACAAGCGAAACAACCGCCGAGGCUAUGGAUGGAGACAAGAGCCGAUUAUUCGCCGUUUUAGAAAAUGAUGUAGACCUUUCCCCCUCUCUGGUUGGAAUUGAUGAAGAUUUGGCAAAGUUAGAAGUUAUUUUAGAUGCGAUUUGGCAUGAUAUAGUAAUCAGCAAGAAGAAAAUAUAUUUUGUUUUUCCCCAAGACCCUGACCCCGAAGACUGA
Messenger RNA from Racocetra persica, 1605 nucleotides. Lineage: Eukaryota; Fungi; Glomeromycota; Glomeromycetes; Diversisporales; Gigasporaceae. The record is from the annotation of a GenBank genome assembly.